Messenger RNA from Anastrepha ludens (Mexican fruit fly), 848 nucleotides. RefSeq names its product lactoylglutathione lyase (gene Glo1). Lineage: Eukaryota; Metazoa; Arthropoda; Insecta; Diptera; Tephritidae. Bases 157 to 690 code for a protein of 177 amino acids. Gene Ontology annotation, molecular function: metal ion binding; lactoylglutathione lyase activity. The transcript is spliced from 5 exons. The record is from RefSeq and is a predicted model, not a curated record.
UUUUUGCUGUCAAAUUCCACUCGACUACUGUGCGGAAUUAUUACCUUCCAUUGUGCCCGUUGCAAAAGUGCCGGCCGCAUAGUAAAUCCAGCAUUUGAAUUAUUGCAAACUUGUACAAAGUUCUCCCGGACAUUUGUUACUACUCAAGCAGUGAAAAUGGCCGAAGCAACUGGUCUGACGAACGAGGAGGCAGUGGAAUUAUGCAAACCCGCAGACCCGGCUACUAAGGAUUUUCUUUUCCAACAAACAAUGUAUCGCAUCAAAGAUCCACGUAAAUCGCUGCCUUUCUACACUGGUGUACUGGGCAUGUCAUUGCUGGUGAAAUUGGAUUUUCCGGAAGCCAAGUUUUCGCUCUACUUCAUGGGCUAUGAAAACCCCGAGAAAGUGCCGAAGGAUCCAUUGGAACGUAGGCGUUGGGCUAUGAGCCGCAAGGCAACUGUUGAAUUGACACACAAUUGGGGCACAGAGAAUGAUGAAAACCAGUCGUAUCACAAUGGUAAUUCUGAUCCACGCGGCUUCGGUCAUAUUGGUGUAAUGGUGCCGGAUGUUUAUGCGGCCUGCAAGCGUUUCGAGGAGCAUGGCGUUGAAUUUGUUAAGAAACCCGACGAUGGACGGAUGAAAGGAUUGGCGUUCAUCAAGGAUCCCGAUGGUUAUUGGAUUGAAAUUUUCAACGCCAACACUGUAUGCUAAAGCAAACCAGUAAAUUUAGAUAUUUCUUGGGAAUUCAGUUCUAAAAUGUUGAUUAAGUUUAAUUAUAUGCUUACAUGCCACAAGUUGUACAUAAAUAAAAUUUCAAAAUUUGUUAAAAAAAUAAAACAUAAAUAAUAUAGAAGCAGCGAGCAUUGAGA